Molecule: messenger RNA, 3203 nt
Organism: Harpegnathos saltator (Jerdon's jumping ant)
Lineage: Eukaryota; Metazoa; Arthropoda; Insecta; Hymenoptera; Formicidae
Gene: verm
Product: LDLa and CE4_CDA_like_1 domain-containing protein vermiform
Exons: 6
Coding region: 151-1770 (539 amino acids)
Biological process (GO): carbohydrate metabolic process
Cellular component (GO): extracellular region
Molecular function (GO): chitin binding; protein binding
Source: RefSeq, a predicted model, not a curated record
GUGAAAGUCCCACGAUGAAGAGGGAAGGAGUGGUGGUGCACAUAUAGAGGGGCGGAGAGGGCGCGGCUUGUCCAGACGCUCUCUGUCCCGACGACGACGACGACGACGACGACGACGACGACGACGACGACGACGACGACGACGACGACGAUGUCGCCGAAGUUGAUAUUCCUGCUGGGAUCCUUGUGCCUGUUCGCCGGCACACAGGUCAGGGCGCAAGACGAGGAAGGUGGCGAUGGGACCGACGCAAACGCCGAGGAGCUUUGCCAGGACCGGCCGGGCGACGAGUACUUUCGCUUGAGCGUUGAAGGAGACUGUCGCGACGUCGUGAGGUGCGACAAAGCCACCGAGAUCGGCGUGACCAGGCUGGCGACGGUGCGGUGCCCGACGGGUCUCGCGUUCGACAUCGAGCGGCAGACCUGCGACUGGAAGACGAACGUGAAGAACUGCGAUCAGCUCGAGAAGCCGCGUAAGGUCUUGCCCAUCCUCAAGACCGACGAACCCGUUUGCCCAGAAGGGAAAUUGUCGUGUGGUAAUGGCGAAUGCGUCGACAAAGAGCUCUUCUGUAACGGCAAGCCCGAUUGCAAGGACGAGUCCGACGAGAACGCCUGCACCGUCGAGACCGACCCGAACCGCGCUCCGGAUUGCGACCCGACGCAAUGCGUCCUCCCCGACUGCUACUGCUCGGCGGACGGCACCCGCAUCCCCGGCAACAUCGAUCCUCAGCAAGUGCCGCAGAUGAUCACGAUCACCUUCAACGGCGCCGUCAACGUGGACAACAUCGACCUGUACGAGGACAUCUUCAACGGGCAACGGCAGAACCCGAACGGCUGCCAGAUCCGCGGUACCUUCUUCGUCUCCCACAAGUACACAAACUACUCAGCCGUGCAGGAUCUCCACCGUCGCGGCCAUGAGAUCGCCGUGUUCUCCUUAACGCACAAGGACGACCCGCAAUACUGGACUCAGGGCACAUACGACGACUGGCUGGCGGAGAUGGCCGGCGCGCGUCUCAUCAUCGAGCGCUUCGCCAACAUCACCGACGGCUCCAUCAUCGGCAUGCGCGCCCCUUACCUCAGAGUCGGCGGCAACAAGCAAUUCGAGAUGAUGGCUGAUCAGUUCUUCGUGUACGACGCCUCGAUCACAGCCUCGCUGGGACGAGUGCCCAUCUGGCCGUACACCCUGUACUUCAGGAUGCCGCACAAGUGCAACGGCAACGGCGGCAAUUGCCCGUCCAGGUCGCACCCGGUCUGGGAGAUGGUGAUGAACGAGCUGGAUCGCAGGGACGACCCCACCUUCGACGAGUCUCUGCCGGGUUGUCACAUGGUCGACUCGUGCUCCAACAUUCAGACCGGCGAGCAGUUUGCUCGUCUGCUGAGGCAUAACUUCAACAGGCACUUCAACAGCAACCGUGCGCCACUCGGUCUGCACUUCCACGCGUCUUGGCUCAAGAGCAAGAAAGAAUACAGGGAGGAGUUGAUCAAGUUCAUCGAGGAGAUGAUCGCCAGAAGCGACGUGUACUUUGUCACGAUGGUCCAGGUAAUCAAGUGGAUGCAGCAGCCCACCGAGCUCUCGGCGCUCAGGGACUUCCAAGACUGGAAGGAGACUUGCGACGAGAAGGGUCUUCCGUACUGCUCGCUGCCCAACGCCUGCCCGCUGACCACCAGGGAGCUGCCAGGCGAGACCCUGCGUCUCUUCACCUGCAUGGAGUGUCCCAACAACUACCCGUGGCUGUUGGACCCGACGGGCGACGGGUUCUCCGUGAAGAAGUGAUCCGUCGUUCGCGAGGAACGAGGGAUGCCGCCGCGCCGAUCGUUUCUCCAGAAAAUUCGGGGGAGUGACGCCGAGGCCGAGAGCCGCGGCGGUUCUUCGGCUCCGGGAGGAGCGCACGGAGAAAGCAAUCGGCGACGGCCGUCUUAUCGCAAUUAGAAAGCGUCACCUCGGCACUGGAGAUUAGGUCGCGCGACGUACAACGGUCUUCCGCUUUCGAAGGGAAACGCACCGCGCCGCGCCGCGCUCGGUUUCUCUCGAAGCCGAGAGUCCCCGCGACUCGACCAUUAUUAUUUAUGCAGAUUAAGAUCGGCGAACGCACACCGCCGCAUACGAUCCGCCGCGGGAGGAUGGUCGCGCGUGUCGGUUUCACGAGGAAAAACGCCUCGACGUCGCUCGACGGCGCUCCUCCUCCGCCCGCGCAACGCCAGCGAGGAGCUCGUGCUCGCGCUCGCGCUCGCGCUCGUGUUCGAGGACGGAGAAGGCGCCGGCGACCGCCGUUUCCGCAGCCUCCGGCGAGAACGAGAAUCGCCGAGCCCGGGGGUGACGUCCCACUUGUACAUAACCACCGGAUCCUUGCCCUCCUGAUCCUCGUCAUCGUUGUUGUUUUCCUCGCGCGCCGACCCAGCGAGAGGAACGGAAACGAGCCUCGGAGCACACGCCAUCCCUGCUCGCACCCUAUACACAUGUACUCGUCUAGGAUCUAAACGACGCGCGAGACUCUACAUAAGUGUAAUUUCCUAGUAUAAAAUAUUCCUCCUUAAAAUACUUCUCAAUAAAAGAAAUUGCGUGCGUAAAUUGCACGCGCAACAGUAAACAGCUCGCGCUGGUGGAUUCAUUUCGAGUUCGGCAUGUCGAGUGAGAUUGCUCGAAUUAACGUUCGACGAUCAACGAACUAAACACGCUUUGCUUCGUUCAUCGUCGCGGAACUAAUCACAGCGGAACACUUCAACCUUGAUCUUUUCUCCGUCUCUCCGGGAAGAUACCUCGGAGAUGUCUGAGAGACGAAACUUUCUUUCCGCCACGUGAGAAGUCGCCACGAGUCGCGACGGUUAAUCGCUAGGGCGGUAAUCGUAAAAUCAUGUCAAAGCUGAGCCGAGGCUCCUUUUCGAUUUUGGACGACAUUCCGUCGGCAGCCCGAGGUUACCAAAUAAUCGUUCACGACGUUCACGACGGGAAAACGUACCGCACGCGCGCUGCGCGUACUGAAUGAUACAGCCAAUUUCAUUGUUUCAUCAGUUUAUCUAAUCGUCUUUGAACUCAUUCUUUGCUCCACUCAGCUCAGAACUCACUCUUUCAUCGAGAACUUGACACGAGAGGCGGUAACGUCGAUUAUCAUCGUUCCGAUUGUUUAUUAUCAAUCAAGUGGUCGACGCUUAAAAAUCCGUCUUCCGUUCCUUCGAAAAGUCUCAAUCAGUCAUUUACGAUAAUUCGUA